ACAGAAAAUGUCAGGAAGAGGCAAGACCGGAGGAAAGGCCAGAGCGAAGGCCAAGACUCGCUCAUCCCGUGCCGGGCUCCAGUUCCCCGUCGGCCGUGUCCACAGGCAUCUGAGGAAGGGUAACUACGCUCAUCGUGUCGGUGCCGGAGCCCCGGUGUACCUGGCCGCUGUGCUGGAGUACCUGACCGCUGAGAUCCUGGAGCUGGCUGGAAACGCCGCCCGGGACAACAAGAAGUCCCGGAUCAUCCCCCGCCACCUGCAGCUCGCCGUCCGCAACGACGAGGAGUUGAACAAGCUGCUGGGAGGAGUGACCAUUGCUCAGGGCGGUGUACUGCCUAACAUCCAGGCUGUGCUGCUGCCCAAGAAGACCGAGAAGCCCGCCAAAAAGUGAACACCCUGAACCCGCUUCACCCAACACCCCAAAGGCUCUUUUAAGAGCCACCCACAUCUCUUGAAAAGCAAAUUAUUUGUGUCAAACAAAGAUAGUUUUAGACAGUACAACUGCAUCAACAUUGUCUGCUCUGCACAGUUACCACUUAAAACUACAAUACACUGUUGCAUGCCUUUGAUUGUGUGAAGUAGUACAUAUUUAUUAGGUGAUGCAUUUUACAAACUGAAAUUGAUCAAUUAAAUCAGGAAUCAUUAUAUAAUAUUCAUACAACAUCUGAACUAGAUCAGAGGAAACUUGGCUCAAGCCAUUAAAACCAAGCAAAUUCAAAGUAAAUUCAUCAAAUGUAUAAAAAAUCAAGAAGGUUGUAUUGUGUAUAAUGAAAAACAGAAACGAGAAGUGAUAAGAGAUUUAUGUUCUGAAGCAAAUAAAAAAAAUAGACAUUGAAACGGACUGUGAACAAACUGUUGGGAACAAUCCCUCCGU
This is a messenger RNA of Gymnodraco acuticeps, 874 nucleotides long. Its product is annotated as histone H2A-like. Gene Ontology annotation, molecular function: protein heterodimerization activity; DNA binding; structural constituent of chromatin. The coding region runs from base 8 to 391 and encodes 127 amino acids. The transcript has a single exon. Gene Ontology annotation, cellular component: nucleosome. The record is from RefSeq and is a predicted model, not a curated record. NCBI's taxonomy places the organism in Eukaryota, Metazoa, Chordata, Actinopteri, Perciformes, Bathydraconidae.